UGUUAACAAUAAAAUAAUCGAAGGGAUAACUAAAUAAACUGAAUUUGGUUACAUUUGUUAGACUUAUCAUUUAAUUAAUUCUAAUUUUGUACUUAAAGUAAUUCUAGUUUGAUUGCUUAAUGGCUUCAGUUAUAUCAUGUUUUAAAAGAUGCUUUGAUAGCUUAAAGUACACAGAACAUAUAGCAAAUCUUGAUUUAAAUUCUAUCAGUCUGGAUACUAGUCGAAUGGGCAAUGAAGUAGUAAUUGUUAAAAAUGGUACAAGAAUUUGUGGAAGUGGUGGUGUAUUAUGUUCUGCUCCAUUAGUGCAAAAUAAAUCAUAUUUUGAAGUUAAAGUACAACAGUCUGGUAUUUGGGGAGUUGGUUUAGCUUCUUAUGAUGUAGACUUAAGUAAAGCGCCAGGUGGUCAUGAUCAAUACUCUUGGGUUUUAUGUAAUGAUGGUGCACAAAGGCACAGUCAGCAAGUUAUAAAAGCUAUUGAUAAUAAUAUAAACGAGGGUGAUAUUAUUAGUGUUUUUUAUGAUCAUGUUGAAUUGAAUUAUUCAAUUAAUGGUCUUCCAGUUAAUGAACCAAUUACAGGGAUAAGAGGAACAGUGUAUCCGGCGUUAUUUGUGGAUGAUGGUGCAAUAUUAGAUAUUAUAUUGGAAAAAUUUUCGUAUCCACCUUCAAAUGGUUAUGAUAAAAUUAUGUUAGAGCAAUCUAUUUUAUGAAAAUAUAAUUUAUAAAUUAAAAUUUAAUUAACAUUCCCAAAGAUAUUUUAUUCCAUUUGUGUCAACAAUUAUGUACUUAUAACUUUUUAAAUAUUUUAUGUGUACAAUAUCUAUAAAUCUCAUUGUAUGUGCUUGUAUGAUGUUUAUAUUAUAAAAAGUAUUUCAAGUAUAUUUAUAAAUUUGUAAUAUAGUGUAUUAAUCACUAUUAUAUGUAUAUGUAUUUGUGUCUCUCUAUUUUUAAAUUAGUCUGAAUUUCUUAAUUAUUUGAAUGUAUUUUUUAAGUUUUAUAAAUAAUCUCUUUUUUUUACUAUAUUAUGAUUUUAUAUGACAAUCUAGAAAUUAUUUUAAUAAGCCAUGACCAUUAUCUCCA
Messenger RNA from Daktulosphaira vitifoliae (grape phylloxera), 1077 nucleotides. Its product is annotated as SPRY domain-containing protein 7. NCBI's taxonomy places the organism in Eukaryota, Metazoa, Arthropoda, Insecta, Hemiptera, Phylloxeridae. Bases 120 to 707 code for a protein of 195 amino acids. The transcript is spliced from 5 exons. The record is from RefSeq and is a predicted model, not a curated record. Gene Ontology annotation, molecular function: protein binding.